CAACUUUAUUUUAAACCUUCUCGUUCCCUCGCUCCUUUGCUAAUGAUCCCCUUUUAUACCCUGUCAGAGUUCUUUCUGUGCUCCUUCGAUACAGGGUGAUCCUGCCUUCUUCCCCAAUUAACAUUUUUUCGUUUUUGCAUACAUUUAUAGGCACAUUUCAACGCAGAAAAGUUCAAAUAUAAAAUGCAUUACAUACCCAGGUGGUUAUAGAAGUAAAGGUGUAAAAAUGUUUGAUAGAAUGAAAGUAUAAUUCGAAGUGUGUGUGAGUGUAGUGUGAAACUAUUGUACAAUUAAAUUGAAGUCAAAACAUCUUUUAGAACUAAGUGGAAAUUUGUUUAAAACUUGAAAAUGUACAAAAUUCAAUCAAAAUUGCACUACCUACGCGAGUACGAGGUUAUAUAAGUAAGGGUGUAUUUUUGGCCAUUGACACAAAGGCAAACUUACACAUAUUGAUAAAUGUUCACCACUUACUAUGUACAUCUUGGAUUAACUCUGCCUCAUAUCAAUGUACCUUGUGUUCUGUAUCUUUUGAUUUCUUCUUUCGCUCAGCUCCAACGUGGACGGACGUGUUUUGUCUGAGGUCUCUGGCUCAAGUGUUGCACUAAGCUGAAAAGUUGUCGCAAUAGACAAUUGUACCGCGAGAAAGAAUAUUAUUGGAGAAAGAUACAAACCUCCCUAAAGUUUCAAAGUGUGGUGUAAUACAAGUGCGGUGCGAACAAUUCAAAGUCAUCUAGGGUGACUACUUCAUUAGCCCAAAAACGGAGGUACAGAGGAAGUGAAUCAGAUAAUCGAAAACCUCAGCCUCAGCCUUGAUUAUUCGGCAUUAAUCGUGUUACUAACAUCGAAUUACUACUUGAUAGCAGUUAGUAGCAGCUGCCAAAAGACGCAAAUAAGAAGCAGAAAAAACGCAUAACAUUGGCUACAGGUCACCCAGUGAAACGAAAAGAACUUAAAACCUAUUCUCAUUCUCAAAUCGGUGCAGCCGUUUCGGAAGAAUUUGCACAAAAACACCACGACACCAGAAUUUUAUAUGUACAUAUAGAUAGAAGAAGAUAUCAAAGGAAGUACGGAAGAUAAACCAACCAGACUUGCAAUACACCUUCAAACGAAUUAAAAUGAGCAAAAGACCCAACAGCGACAUUACCCCUUCACAAGCACCAAAAGCACCGCGAACAAACGAUCAACCCAUGCCGCAUACAUCCAACGCAAAUCCUGUACCGGACAACGAAAGAAUCCAGUUGAAAAGAAGCAUUACAGCCACGGAACAUCAUGAACCCGUCGACAAGAAUAUAUCUUUAAAGAAACAACAUCUCUUAUCCGUCAUAGAGGUAUCGAAACCGAAAUCUACUAUACAUGGCGAAUUGUAUAACACAUAUUUGGCCAUUACGAUUAUUCUUCACCAAUUUAAAAAAUCAACUAAUUAUCGACAUGAAACAAAAACGAUCAAAACGAACAAACAAAAGAACGACUUUAUAGUUGCAGUGGAAGUAGCAGAAGCAGGAAAAUUCGACGACAUCCUGUUUUAUUUCUCAUCACCAAAAGGACUUUUCACUUUCUGCAUACAAGCGAAGCACAAACUAAAUGCUGGAAAAACAACAAGCAGUAACGUUUUUAUUAAAAAAAAUGAUCUAUGCGCCACUAGUGGUGAAUUUUCGAUUCCCAUGUACUUUUUGUCAUAUCUUAAGAUUAAUCAGAAACUAACAAAAGGUGAAUCCAAUACCCGAAAUGAUGAAUGUAUAACACGGUAUGCCAUAUGUACUAAUGCUGAUCUUCAUAAUAACGUCCAAUUCUAUUUUACGGAAAUCGGUCCGGAAGAAGAUGAUAGUUUACAAUUUUGUGAAGCUAUAGGAGCAACAUGUUAUAAAUUGCACGGUGAAAUACCCGAUCUGAACGAACAAUUAAAAAAAGUGUAUAAACAGGAACUUAACACAGAUUCGGAAUUUUAUGAGAAAAAAGACGAGUUCUUUAGUAAAUUUCUGCUUAUAUGUAACUCCAAAAAUCAAGAACAACUACGUCUACAAGCUAUGAACCUGUUGCCAGAGUGGUGUGAUAAAGAUGAAAUAAUAAUUGAUAGCUUGGUGGGUUUACUGAAUAAUAGCAUUUACAUCAAACCACGUUAUGGCGUAGACCUUGAACGUUUGCAAAAAUGGUUUUUGGAAAAUCAUCUCAACCAAAACAUCAGCGACUUGAAGCGUUUGUCAGAACAGCAUCUGGAGGCAGUACUCGAAAAACAUUGUAAUAUUGAAGUAAAGCCGGAAAGUUUGGAAAAAUUAAAGUUGUUUCAAUUUUCAAAGGAUUCGGGUUCUGGAAUUUAUGAGUUUAACAGCACGCUUGAUUUGACAGUUAGCUCUCGCAUUUUACUUCAAGCGCUAUCGCUAUUAAAAUAUGAAACAAUAUUCAUUGAUAGCACAAAGUAUGCAAAACAGCAAGAUAUGAAUGAUGUCCUCAAGGUUUUGCUGUUGUAUCUUAGAGAUGUAAAUCAUCCUACUAUCAAAGUGGUAACGAUACUAGGGAAGCAUGAUGGUAUAUUCUUUGAAGAGAUGAAGGAAUUCUUAGGAAAAUAUCGUCAAAAGAUCGUUGUUAUAGGAAAUAUUGCUGGAAGUAUACAAAAUGAAGAUAUUCCUGAUAGAAUUGUUGUGAAUGAUCUCUCAGAUAAAGCUUCGAAACAUUUUUACACGCAAGCUGAACGACCGAUUUUUGGUUCAACAACGGCAUUGAGCAGCAUUGUGGAAAAAAGCGACAAUUUAUCCUUUUUACUAAAUGUAUUGAAUCCUUGUGACCAAUUGAGAAAGAUAAUAGACCAUAAUUUAAAUGAGAUGAAUUAUAAAAGUAUUAAACACUGGUACGUUCCUCGCCAUAUUGUUCCUUAUGAGCAGUCGGGGUCGGAUUUGACUUCGGAAUGGGGGAUGAAUGAGGUUUCAUCAGAGGAGGUAGCGGCAGCUUUAGCCGCGAACGACGAAGAAUGUAUUCCACCAGAUUUUCAAGACACUGACAGAGGCAAGGUGUUUAUUUUCCUGAACGAUGCAGGAUUCGGUAAAAGCACCUACUUUACCUCGUUAGCCUAUUGUUUGUCAACUUUCGAUCCAUCUCUAUACAUUAUCAAGUUUAUCGCGAUGGAGUUUUCGACUGAUUUCAAACGGCUGAUAGAUAAUAACGUAGAAAACCUAGACGAUACAGGAAUUGUGAGGUUAUUGUAUCGAUACAUACAUUUAGCGCUGUUCGUACCGAGUAUCAACAAUCGCGACAUUAAAAAGACUGAUACUAUAAGAGAAGAGGCCGAUCAUUGUGCAAAUCUGCUGACAGUUUCAAGCGGUAAAAUAGUAUUGGAUGAAUCGAAGACUAACAUGCUCUCCAUGGAAAAACUAAUCGAAUUGCGCUUGUUCCAGGAGAAGUUUAACCUUCAAAAGAUUGUUAUUAUCCUUGAUGCGUUCGAUGAAACCGCGCCAUGGUACAAUGGUGUGGUACUAAAGUGUUUCGCUCGAUUCUCUCAUCUUGAAGGAAUCAGAUCGUUAUUCUUUUCUAGUCGGCCUUACGGCUUCGAGGAGGAAUUGAAGACAACCUUCGAACAAUGUCGAAUGUAUGGGUUAAAACCAUUUUCAGAGGAUGAUAUAAUGAUUUCCAUUCACAAAUUUCUUAAGAACAAAUUAGAUGGUUACGAGCUUUACGAAAAGGAUCAUCAAAUUGAUAUAGUCAGGGAGCUAAGUCAUAUGUUCGACCGUGUUUUGAAAGAUAUGAUAAGAAUUCCAUUGUUGCUGUACAUGGCCAAGUGUAUCUUAUUGCCCGAAAUAAAGAAGCGUGUGUAUGAAUUUACACACACAAUAUCGUAUGAAAUGUUGGACGAAACAAAGUUUGACAUACUUUAUCUGGUUGAAGAGUUCGUCGGCAGAAAGAUGAACAAUUUAUUCACAGCUAAAAAAGGUGCGACCGAUUCUGCUGCUAACGUGCCUGCAGCCAAGAAAAUCGUAGAUGGAAACAAAAAAGAAAUAAAGAAACAGCACAUUUUGUUGGCCUUGUACGUUCUUUUCGAUAAAAACGAUCUAACACAACUAUUGUCCGAGAAGGAACGGAAGCGUGCUAACGAGAUAAUGGAGGAAGUGAACCAAGGCGAUGAAAAAACAGGAAUCGUCCUUGGGGUACAAAAUGGAGUGCCUCAAUUCCUGCAUCGAACAUUUGCAGAGUAUUUCACUGCUUGCUGGUUGUUUGAAAACAGAGAACGAUUUAAAGAUAAGAGCAUUUUUCACUCACAAACGAUUUGGUCGAAUUCUUUAAGGAAAACCCGCGAAUUUUUGGACCGACUUAUACUUCGAGAAAGCGAUGGCUGUGAUUUACACUUGGCACUGGUGAACAGAUCCGAAGAACAGGUUGAAGACAUUCUGGACAAUAAUCUUUCUGCAGUUACUGUCCCGGACAUGGUUGGCCGCUUACCAUUGCAUUUUGCAGAAUAUUUGAAUUAUUUUUUUUCCGAUUCUAUAAUGAAAAGGAUUAUUUAUAAAGAAAAUAAUAACACUGAUCAGCUUUGUGGAUGGACAGCUUUAGAUUAUGCAUUUGUUCAGAACAAGAAGAGCGUUAUACAUGAGCUCUUUAAAAGUGGUGUAAAACCUAAUAUGGACAAUUUGUUAAAACAGAUCAAGUAG
This is a messenger RNA of Anopheles funestus (African malaria mosquito), 4634 nucleotides long. RefSeq lists its product as uncharacterized. Bases 1116 to 4634 code for a protein of 1172 amino acids. Lineage: Eukaryota; Metazoa; Arthropoda; Insecta; Diptera; Culicidae. The record is from RefSeq and is a predicted model, not a curated record. The transcript is spliced from 6 exons.